Molecule: messenger RNA, 713 nt
Organism: Aspergillus ruber CBS 135680
Lineage: Eukaryota; Fungi; Ascomycota; Eurotiomycetes; Eurotiales; Aspergillaceae
Product: mitochondrial 37S ribosomal protein uS14m
Exons: 3
Coding region: 44-385 (113 amino acids)
Biological process (GO): translation
Cellular component (GO): ribosome; mitochondrial small ribosomal subunit
Molecular function (GO): structural constituent of ribosome
Source: RefSeq, a predicted model, not a curated record
CUUUGCGCCGACAACCUCAACGCACGACGAACACUACACCAUCAUGUCGCAAUUCAGAGCAAAGAGACUAGAUCUUGGUGGCUUCAUCAAUGCCCGUGUGGUCCGUGACCAUACCAAGCGCAAGGUGUACGAGCAGUACGAGCCCGAGCGCCAAGCGCUCCGCUACAUCAUCCGCAACACCACCCUCCCCCAGCGUGCCCGUGCCCAGGCCCAGCUUCAGCUCUCCCAGAUGCACGCCUACACGCGGCCAACGCAGAUCAAGAACCGCUGUGUGGCAGGUGGAAUUGCUAGGAGUGUCUUCCGGGACUUCAGAAUUGCGAGGUACCAAUUCCGUCAACAAGCACUGGCUGGUGAGCUCCCGGGUGUGAAGAAGGCGAGUUGGUAAAAGGGAUAUAUUUUUUGUUAUAUUAUGAUGGUGAUCAGGCAAUACGAUUUGGGUCAACCGGUUUCGCACAAAAGGCGUUUUUUUAUCCAUUCAUACCUUAUGAGAAGUGUACAAUAGGUCAUAAAUACUGGUGGGAUUACAAUGGAUCUUCGAAAUCUUCCAUUUCUUGGUCUGUGUGACUAUUGGCCGGAAAGGCGUACUUCUGGACUUUCAUAUUGGGGACAAACAGACUGCAGAGUAUCGAUAUUCUAGCAAACAAACUGCUUUCACCUAUCAACUUCACCACGCAUAAAAAGUUGAUAUAUACAAUUGAUAUUCACUACUGGCA